GAGCUAGUCUUCACUUGCAAAGUGUGCGGCUUUGUGGAGGAAGUCUCCAUGGAAAAACAGGAUGCAAGUGAUCCUGGCACCGGCUUCAAGCGGAUUGACGACUUGUGUGUAUUUCGGCAUGAUGUGCUUUUCGUGGCCAAGGAAUCCAUCAUCGUCAUGCCAGACGUAAUCCACGACCCGACCUUGCCGCGGGUUUACGACUACGAUUGCCAUAUUUGUGGUCACAACGAGGCUGUUUUCUAUCGUCUGUCUGAGACCAUUGUGAGCGAUGCGAUGGCCAUUAUCUACGUUUGUUGCAAGUGUUCAAACUGGAGGACGGAGGGCCGAGAGGUCCAAUAUUCCGUUCCCCAAGAGGAUCGCCGCGGUAUGGGAACACUGGAGACAAUCAUGAAGCAUGGAAAGGCUUGA
Messenger RNA from Symbiodinium sp. CCMP2456, 408 nucleotides. NCBI's taxonomy places the organism in Eukaryota, Dinophyceae, Suessiales, Symbiodiniaceae. The record is from the annotation of a GenBank genome assembly.